AUGGCCGACAACGCUGUGGCACCACCACCUCUGGGCUUCCUUGCCGUGGAAGUUGACAUCUUCAGACCACCAGGAGACCCCUACAAUGACAAGACCUGGCCUUUUCCACUUAUUCGUGAAAAGGUCACCGGCACCAGUGAAUCUCAAAUUGUUACAAGCACUGCAUACGACGAUGCCUUCAUUGAGCGAUUCGUGGCUGCCGGCCAGCGACUAGCUGAGAGAGGGGCUGUGGGAAUAAUCACCAGUUGUGGGUUUCUUGCAAUGGCUCAGAAAAGGCUGGCAGCUCGUUUGCCGAUUCCAAUCGCGACAUCAUCUCUCAUACAAGUGUCAAGUCUCCGUGCCCUUAUCCCUGCAGACAAGGCUAUUGGAGUCUUGACAUACGACAGCACAAGGCUUGGAGAGGCCCAUCUAUUUGCGCUCGAUAUUAAGCCAGAGGACGUGCGAAUAUGGGGAACCUCUGAUGACGGUCAUCUGAGAGGUAUUUGCGCCAGGGGUGAAGAAUAUGACGCUGAAAGGCUGCAAAGAGAGCUGGUAGACCAAGCCAGAGCAAUGACGUCUCGAUACCCUGAGAUUGCGGCCGUUGUUUUGGAGUGCACAAACAUGCCUCCAUAUGCGGACACGAUUCAGCGUGCAAUCAACUUGCCAGUCUAUGAUGUAUAUACAAUGGGGACUUGGUUCUACUCGGGCCUUGUUCGACAGAACCCAAGCAGCUGGAAAUCUGAGAGGAGAGAAUGA
Fusarium falciforme is the source of this 735-nucleotide messenger RNA. RefSeq lists its product as hypothetical. The record is from RefSeq and is a predicted model, not a curated record. The transcript is spliced from 2 exons. NCBI's taxonomy places the organism in Eukaryota, Fungi, Ascomycota, Sordariomycetes, Hypocreales, Nectriaceae. The coding region runs from base 1 to 735 and encodes 244 amino acids.